GGCCCCUUCACAAAUGCUUUUCCUGAACAACAUAAGAGACUGCUCAUACCGAGGGAAUGCAAAGCUGGAAGGAGAGAUGCAAUCUCCCCUAGCCUCUUUUACUCCCCUUUAAGGAUUGCCUGGUUACGGUCCUGGGAAAGAAAACCCCUGCAUUCCUUCCCUUUAAUUCCAGUGUUUUGUUAGAGUGGCGAGGCAGCUGGCUAAUCCUCCCAGACCUGUAGGAGCCCAAGCUGGAGCGCAGAGGAACGAUUCUUGGCCAGUCUCUGGAAACCCAAGCUUCAACUCUGGAGGCAAUGGGACGAAAAGAAGAAGAUGACUGCACUUCUUGGAAGAAGCAAACGACCAACAUUCGGAAAACUUUCAUCUUCAUGGAAGCACUGGGAUCAGGAGCUUUUUCAGAAGUUUUCCUGGUAAAGCAAAGGGUGUCUGGGAAGCUGUUUGCCCUGAAAUGUAUCAAAAAAUCUCCUGCCUUCCGAGACAGCAGCCUGGAGAAUGAAAUUGCAGUAUUGAAAAAAAUCAAGCAUGAAAAUAUUGUAACCCUAGAAGAUAUCUAUGAGAGCUCCACUCAUUACUACCUGGUCAUGCAACUAGUUUCUGGGGGAGAACUGUUUGACCGGAUUCUGGAACGAGGAGUUUACACCGAGAAGGAUGCCAGCCUGGUGAUUCAGCAGGUCUUAUCAGCAGUGAAAUACCUCCAUGAGAAUGGCAUCGUGCACAGAGACUUAAAGCCUGAAAAUCUGCUCUACCUCACCCCUGAUGAGAACUCCAAGAUCAUGAUCACAGACUUUGGUCUAUCCAAGAUGGAGCAGAGUGGUGUGAUGUCUACAGCCUGUGGGACUCCCGGCUAUGUAGCUCCUGAGGUAUUAGCUCAAAAGCCAUAUAGCAAGGCUGUGGAUUGCUGGUCCAUUGGAGUCAUCACCUACAUUUUGCUAUGUGGGUAUCCCCCUUUCUAUGAGGAAACGGAAUCCAAGUUGUUUGAGAAGAUCAAGGAAGGCUAUUAUGAGUUUGAGUCUCCAUUCUGGGAUGACAUUUCUGAGUCCGCCAAAGAUUUCAUUUGCCACUUGCUAGAGAAGGACCCCAAUGAGAGAUACACUUGUGAAAAGGCCCUAAGUCACCCUUGGAUUGAUGGCAACACUGCCCUUCACCGAGACAUCUACCCAUCUGUCAGCCUUCAGAUCCAGAAAAAUUUCGCCAGGAGUAAAUGGAGGCAAGCCUUCAAUGCUGCUGCUGUGGUGCAUCAUAUGAGAAAACUACACAUGAGCCAGCAUGCCUCAGAGACUCACCGAGAGUCAGAGAGAGUCCAACCCAGCGUCGUGCAGUCAUCGGAGCUCUCCAGGUCCAACACCCCUGUGCUCAGCAUCCCUAAGGUCCCUCCUCUGGAAGAGAAGCUGGCAGCUACCAUACCAACCUGGCUCCCCUGCCAACAUGGUGCCUGUCACCCCACCCUGGACAGCACUGUCUCUGAGAGGAGGUCUGUCAAUUGCCUGAUCAAUGGCUCCCUACAGAUCAGCAGCAGCCUGGUUCCCAUGCACCAAGGAGCCCUGAGCAGAGGGCCCUGUGGCUGCUGCUCCAGCUGUCUGAACAGUGGGGAGAAAGGAAAGGCGUCCUUUGGCUCUGAACCAACACUCCUCAAAAAGACCAACAAAAAACAGCACUUCAAAUCAGAAGUUAUGGUCCCUGUUAAAACUAGUAGCCACUCUCACUGCCGUUCUGGACAGACUGGAGUCUGUCUGAUUAUGUGAUCCAUGGUGCCAGUGUCUUUUAUGUCUCACCUUUUUUUUCUGAAAGAUAUGGGACUCUCCUCUGCACUUCCAGAUCAGAAAACCAUCCUGCAGAGGAAAGAAGGGGGAACAAACCCAAAGGGUCCUCAGGAAAACAGCAGCAGGGCCUGGAAGGAGGCAUUUUCUGGUGACAAAGCAACAGACUGAGUGGUCUCCAGAAGCAAGCUAUAUGGUGGAAAGGUCUCUGGUGAGGCAAUGGGCAGAUGGAGAGGAUCCUCCGGCUUCCAGAUCUCCCUAAUGUGAUUGCCCCCUCUGCCUCCAGCCUCUACCACCUAUCACCCUCUGUUCAGUGUACAUAUAUGCUCUUCUUACAGCUCCAUGCAUUGUGAAAAGCUGAACAGGCUGACUACGCUAUGGCAUCUCUUUUGACAAAGCCAUAAGGACCAUCCACCCCAUGCUUCUCUGAUGCCCCCAUAUGUUCCCUAUACAACCUCCUGGGUCUUCACCCUAACGAGCUUUAUUCUGCUGACCCUUGUUUCAUAACUCUGUGCAAGCAUGAAUGUUCUUAUUGGCUUUUGACAGUUAAUUCUGUGUUUUUCCCAUCUCCCCAGCAAAUUUUUAGAACAGCUCAACUUUCUCCCAGGAUUAUUUCAGAACCAUUUCCUUUCCUCACCCCUACUGAGUAAUGAAAGUGACAUGACACACUCCAAAGCCUGAGAUGAAUUAAUAAUUAACCUCUGUUUGCGGAUUACCUUCCUAAUUCCUGUGCCAUUAAUACUUAAAAUUGAGAGCUAUUUUUUUUCAUUUCAACCAAAUAAAGAUCUAAUCCCUCUC
Molecule: messenger RNA, 2555 nt
Organism: Sarcophilus harrisii (Tasmanian devil)
Lineage: Eukaryota; Metazoa; Chordata; Mammalia; Dasyuromorphia; Dasyuridae
Gene: CAMK1G
Product: calcium/calmodulin dependent protein kinase IG
Exons: 13
Coding region: 294-1742 (482 amino acids)
Biological process (GO): peptidyl-serine phosphorylation
Cellular component (GO): intracellular anatomical structure
Molecular function (GO): calcium/calmodulin-dependent protein kinase activity; ATP binding; calmodulin binding
Source: RefSeq, a predicted model, not a curated record